AUGAUCAAGAGAGCAGUUCUAUGGGAUGAAGCUGACGACGAUUCAGAUGAAGAGAUUACUCAUCACCAACAGCAGAAGCUAGAGAGGCGCCUGCUGCCUGGUGCAGAAAGAGGCGAAGAUGACGAGGGAUCUGAGGAAGAAUCCGCUGACUCUGAUCCGCCCGUGCCCCCGGAGGAGCCUGCCUUCAGAGGCAAGUUCCGUUGUCAGUUGUGUCCGGAAAAGAUUCUGAUCAAUGAGAAGCACAUGGAGGUUCAUUUGCAAAGCGCUUAUCACAAGCGUAAUGUGCAUCGCUUUGAAAGAGCAAAGGUGAGGGGCCAUCGUGGCUUCAGCAGAUUCUGGGGGAGCGCCCCGAACCCCGUCGAAGUUGCGUGGGCGCAGGCCAUGGGAGUUGAAGCGUUUGAAGCAGAGUGCUUGGCAAAGGCAGAGGCGCGUGAGAAAGCUUCGACUAUGCCCUCCCGAAAGAACCAGAAAAACCGAGAGUUUUGGCAACGACGAAAGGCAGAGAAAAAGGCUGCAAAGGCAAAGAAAAAGGAGCGAAAGACGGUUGCAGCUGCAGGAAAAGGCAAGGUGAAGAAGGCCCAAAGUAAGGCCGCCAAAGAAGGAUGA
Durusdinium trenchii is the source of this 606-nucleotide messenger RNA. The record is from the annotation of a GenBank genome assembly. NCBI's taxonomy places the organism in Eukaryota, Dinophyceae, Suessiales, Symbiodiniaceae.